AAUGUAUGCUGUGAUAUUGGGACGUAUGCCGUUCUCUACUGCAAUGAAAGAUGAAUAUCAUCGGCAAAAACUGUUACAAGCAAUACAAAGAGGUCUUUCAUCUCACCACGAUUUAGAAAUGCAAGCCUGUUCUACCGACUGCAGAAAUUUACUUCGCCAGUUGAUUGAACCGAAACCCGAACUUCGCCUUCCCUUGCACGAAAUUCAAAGGCAUCCAUGGGUAACGAGAAACGGCCGAACAGUCUUUUAUACAUACCGACCCCCGCCAAAAAAUAUGCAUAUGCGUCAGCAAACUAUUGCCGAACUCUCAAUAAUGAUGGGACUCAAGCGCAAGGAAGUGGCUGAAACAGUUAAAGAAAGUAAAGCAGACGAGCUGUCAGCAAUGUUCAACAUGAUUUUAGAUAGGAAACGCCGUGAUCAAGGUGCACUCGAUUUCGAUCAUACCAGACGACCAUUUGGAAAUAAGGGGAGAUCAAGAUCUGGGAGUAGAGAGAGAGCUGUGCCUGCAGUCAGACCGUCGCGCCUGCGUGGCUUAACUAAAUCUUCAAAAGCUCUUUCGCGCUCCAGAGCUGGCUCUGGCGAGAGGGGUAAGGACUUAUAA
Molecule: messenger RNA, 601 nt
Organism: Dimorphilus gyrociliatus
Lineage: Eukaryota; Metazoa; Annelida; Polychaeta; Dinophilidae
Source: the annotation of a GenBank genome assembly